UCACAGGGCGAGGCGGGGCGGUCACAGUUACAAUUGUAAGGUUAUAAUUGCGAUUUAUAAACUAAACCACGAGAAGUUCCGCCUCAAAACGAGGAGGAACUUUACGCGGAGGGUGGCAGAGCGCUGGAACAGCUGCCCAGGGAGGGCGUGGAGUCUCUGCAGACAUCCCAGUCCCACCUGGGCGCGUUCCUGUAUCACCUGCUCCAGGUGACCCUGUUUUAGGAGGGGGUUGCACUGGAUGAUCUCCAGAGGUCCCUUCAAACCCCAACUACUCUGGGAUUCUGUGAGGAGAGGGAAACCCGCUUUCCACACAGCAGAUCCCUCUGUGCCAGGCUUGGAGUCGGUAUCCAGAAAACAAUGGAGUCAGACAUAAAAGUGAACCAAGAUUUUAAAAGCCAGUUUAAGGCUUAUCAGAAGCAACAGCAGAGGCGGCUGCAAAAUGUGAUGGAGAGGAAGAAGGAAAAGCAGAACAGUCAGAAGGAUAAUGGCAACACAGGGGAGACUUUAGGAACCCCAGAUGAUCUAAACCUGUUUGAAGUAGGACAACUUGUAAAUGAAGAUGGCAGCAACAGGUUUCUCGAGGCUGGGAAUGAGCAGCUGCAGGAUCAGCUUCGAGAGGUCCGAGAUGAGAACUGCAGAUUGUACAAACUGGUGACAGAGAAAGAUUUUGAAAUAAAACAACUCCAGAAAAAAGUCCAGGAGGACAGGUUGGCUUUGGCGGGGACUUCUGGGUUAGCUGGAGAUGUUGCAGCCACUAAAAUAGUGGAAUUGGCCAAAAAGAACCGUGAGAUAACUGCUGAGGCCGAGAGUGAAAGAGCCAAAGUGAAGCAGCUGAAUCACAAAGUCAAGGAGCUGGAGAGAGAACUACAGGCAGCUGUCGAAAAAAUACAUUCCCUUGGUGGUGGUGGAAUCAAGGAAUCAACUCUGAAGAUGCUGGAAGAAAAUUUGGCUGAAAGUCCAGAGGUGAAAGCACUGCAAGAAAAAUUAAACACAGCCAACUUUAAAGCCAUGGAAUAUCGGAACCAGCUCCAGUCCUCCAGACAGGAACUGAAGAUGACCCAAAAGCUCUUGGCAAAUGAAAUUGGGGAAGAUGUGAAUAUUCAAAGUCUCUUGGCCAAUUCUGGCAGCUGGCGUGGACGGGCCCAGCAGAUCCUUGUUCUCCAAAACAAGGUUCGAGAGCUGGAGAGUAAGCUGGGUCAAAACAAGACCAGAAGAUCAGUGAUGGACAUUGAUGAGGAAUUCCUGGCCCUUGAGGAUCCAAGGAAGUUGUCAGCCCAGGAGAAGCACUUGCUGAAACUUCGCAACUUGGAGAAAGAAAAGAAAGAAGCUUUGGAGAAACUGGCCGGGGAACACCGCGCUCUCCAAAACAGCCACGAGGAAGUGAACAAAAAACUCAAUGCAUCAAAAGCCAGGAACAAAAUCCUGUGUGGUGAACUGAAAAUCCUGAAGGCACAGAUUGUGACCUUGCUGGAGAAAGGAAAACACGACGAUGAGCUCAUAGAUGCCUUGCUGAGCCAGCAGAAGCAAAUGCAGGAGAUCUUAAAGGACCUGAGCCAGAAGGAGGAUGAGAACAAGGAGUCUUGGAAAAUAGGGCAGAUAUUGAACAAUGAGACUAAGGAACAAAGCUGCCUCAUAGAGCACCUCAGGGAGCUGGUGGCAAAGGUUAAAAAGAUGGAAGAGGCGAUUGGGAAACUCACACUUCAGAAGGAAUCUGCCCAUCAAGGGGAGGGUUCAGGAGCUGCUGAUACACCACCUUCUGAGCACUCUGAGGCACCUCUGGCACCAGGCAGCAGUGAGGUUGCAAGGACUGACUCUGCCCGCACAGUGUCCAGUAUGGGCCACAUGCUUGUGGAAUCAGCAGCCACAAGGCCUUCCCUUCUUAGGGAUGACAUCCCACCUGGAGGGCUCCCUGGCACCGACAUUCCAGAGGGGAAGGUGCUGCAGACACAGCUCACGGAGCACGGGGCUCUGUGCCAGGCUGCUGAGGUGGAGAGGGACGGGCUCCUGGCACUGAUGACUGUGCUGCAGAAAAGGGUGGAGGAAAGCAGCAAUAAAGUCUGGGAAGCUGAGAAGAGGCUUCAGAAACAGCAGUGGCAAAGUGUCGUUUUGGAACAGGAGCUUGAAAAGCUGCAAACAGAUCCAGGGAAAAACACAACAGGACAGAAACCACCCCUGUGGAGCAGAACAGUCCAGUCUGUGGGUCACUCAAGACUCCCCUUAAAUGUGAGUGACAGGAAGGAGCUCCCUGCAUUCCCCCUGUCCCAGCUGCCCCUGGAAUCACAGGGAGAGGAGCUGAACAUGAGGCUUGUGACCCAGCUGGAUGAGAACAAAGCUCUGCAGGCUGCUUUGGAAUCAACUGUGAGAAAGAAAGAGGAAGAUUUUAAACUGUAUCAAGACACAAUGGAGCAAGUGAAGAAAAUCUUUUUACAGGCCAUUGAGCAGCAGAAACAGGAGAAGAGUUGAGGGAGAUAUCCCGAGCUCUUUGGGCUGCAGAGCAGGGAGAGAGCCCAGGCAUCUUGCCUGGGAACUGGAGCAGUGGCAGUGUAGUUUUGCAGCCUCAGAUCUUCAGCAUUUACAGGAGAGGAUGAGAAACAGAGAUGAAAUACAAAAAGUAGAGGUUU
This is a messenger RNA of Pseudopipra pipra, 2621 nucleotides long. It is a transcript of the gene CCDC13, whose product is annotated as coiled-coil domain containing 13. The transcript is spliced from 16 exons. The record is from RefSeq and is a predicted model, not a curated record. The coding region runs from base 358 to 2463 and encodes 701 amino acids. Gene Ontology annotation, cellular component: centriolar satellite. Gene Ontology annotation, biological process: cytoplasmic microtubule organization; non-motile cilium assembly. Lineage: Eukaryota; Metazoa; Chordata; Aves; Passeriformes; Pipridae.